GACAGAGGGCCCAGAGUUUGAAGAGUGUGAGAGUGAUGGGAGUGAGGUACAGCUCUGCCUAGCCUCCUCCUCUUAUAUUUCAUGUCGGUGCCAUUUUCCCCACAUUACUUAACUUGCUAUUGCCAUUGCCAUUCUAAGCUACAAGUUUACUUCCCCCACUCAUUCAUUAUCCAUCCUUUCAUGUGAUGCCAUUAUUUACUCUCUAAAUACAUUUCAUUCCUGCUAGGACUUUGCUGUUUAUCAUUUGCAUUUAUUUUUUGUUGGUCCUCAAAAAAGUGUCCCCCUUUCUAUGUAUUCUAUCUUCCCUUAAAGCCCCUCUGUGUUUUGUCACAGCUAUUAUUGCUGCUUUCAAUAGUAAUUUAUUACCUAAGUAGAAAACUUGCUUAUUUAUCUUGUCAUUGCCAUUCUGUGAUUCAAGUUUGACAAUUUCACAGCCUUUGGAAGAAAAAAGCUUGCAUUUUUUGUCCCCCCCAAAGGAAUAUACUUGCUCUCCAAUCUCUUCUUUCCCUCCAACUUCACUCUCUUGAACUCUUCCUUUUCAUGCUUUAAGUUAAAUAUUCUGCAACCCUUUUAGUUGCCAUUGUGUGUUUCUGUUGGCAAUGUGCCAAAGAAGCAUGAGUGGUGGUGGCAUGAAGCUGCUGAGGAUGUUUGUGUUUGUGGGGUUGGUGAUUGUGAAAUGGGUGGAAGGCUUUGAGGAUGCUAAUGUGACAGACCUAGGCAUGCAAUAUGUCAGUGGAAGAGGUUUCUACAGACCUUUGAUGGUUGGUUUUACUCAUAUUAAUGGUGCUGCUGCUAAAGGAGCUGUCUGCCUGGAUGGAUCUUUACCGGGGUACCACUUCCACCGUGGAUAUGGUUCAGGAUCAAACAGUUGGCUCAUACAAUUGGAGGGAGGAGGCUGGUGUGGAACUGUAAAAAAUUGUCUUUAUAGUAAGAAAACACGUCAUGGUUCAUCAUUUUUUAUGGAAAAACAAAUACCAUUUAUUGGGAUAUUGAGCAACAAAGCUGAGGAAAAUCCAGAUUUUUUCAGUUGGAAUAGAAUAAAAAUCCGUUAUUGUGACGGUGCAUCAUUUAGUGGGGACAGUCAAAAUGCGGGAGCAGGGUUGUAUUUCAGAGGGCAGCGCAUUUGGCAAGCUGCUAUGGAAGAUUUAAUGUCAAAAGGGAUGCGCUAUGCCAAACAGGCUCUUCUAUCUGGUUGUUCUGCGGGAGGUUUAGCUACUAUUAUACAUUGUGAUGAAUUUCGGGAAUUGUUUCCUAGAACCACAAGAGUAAAAUGCUUAAGUGAUGCUGGAUUAUUCCUUGAUUCUGUUGAUGUUUCUGGUCGUCGCAGCUUAAGGAAUUUGUUCGGAGGUGUGGUUACCUUGCAGGGAGUGCAAAGAAGUCUUCCAAGGAGUUGUACUAGUCGCCUCAAUCCAAUUUUGUGCUAUUUUCCUCAGCACUUAAUUGCUGGUGUCAGGACACCACUGUUUCUUCUCAAUGCAGCUUAUGAUACUUGGCAGAUUCAAGCGAGUCUUGCUCCACCAUCUGCUGACUACCACUGGAACUGGUAUGAAUGCAGAAAAAAUUAUGCACGUUGCAGUGCACCACAGAUACAGUAUCUUCAAGGUUUCCGAAAUCAGAUGCUUAGAUCUACAAGAGCCUUCUCACGGUCUUUUAAAAACGGGUUGUUCAUAAAUUCUUGUUUCGCCCAUUGCCAAUCAGAAAGACAGGAUACAUGGUUUGCUCGUGAUUCCCCUCAUAUUGGAAAUAGAGGGAUUGCGGAGUCUGUUGGGAACUGGUAUUUUGAUCGAGUUAGUGUCCAGGCCAUUGGCUGCCCUUACCCUUGUGACAAAACAUGCCAUAAUUUGGUAUUUAAGAGAUAGAUCGCUCAAGUAUCAUCAUUCUUUCAAUAAUUUUCUUCUGCUCCUACAUUGCACAUGUGAUUGGGUUCUGAAAAUGGAAAAGACAUUGCCAGAAAAAGCUAGCUCCAAUAUAGCACUGAACCAGUUUAUUGCCAUAAAUUAUAAUAUUCAUUCUUGUAAAACAUUGGCUGAGCUUAUUCAGUUUUCAUUUAAUUAUUUUUUGCAAGUACAUUCAGUUCCUGUCUCUGGAACUUUGAACCAUGGACUGUAAUCCAAAAGAUUAAGUUUUGCUUUCUGUCUCUUCCCUUCUCAUUACACAUUAUUGUACUUAUGAGUUCAAUCGAUGAAACCACAUUUCAUCUUUUACUUUCUUUGA
Glycine soja is the source of this 2214-nucleotide messenger RNA. Its product is annotated as pectin acetylesterase 10-like. The record is from RefSeq and is a predicted model, not a curated record. Gene Ontology annotation, cellular component: plant-type cell wall. NCBI's taxonomy places the organism in Eukaryota, Viridiplantae, Streptophyta, Magnoliopsida, Fabales, Fabaceae. Gene Ontology annotation, biological process: cell wall organization. Bases 600 to 1859 code for a protein of 419 amino acids. The transcript is spliced from 12 exons. Gene Ontology annotation, molecular function: pectin acetylesterase activity.